Molecule: messenger RNA, 3054 nt
Organism: Neospora caninum
Lineage: Eukaryota; Apicomplexa; Conoidasida; Eucoccidiorida; Sarcocystidae
Exons: 7
Coding region: 1-3054 (1017 amino acids)
Biological process (GO): retrograde transport, endosome to Golgi
Cellular component (GO): GARP complex
Source: RefSeq, a predicted model, not a curated record
AUGGCGGCUCCAGCGCCUCCCCCCUCUGUCUCCCCUCCCUCUCCUCUCCGCGACGCUCCUCCGACAUCGUUAUCUUCUCGGCCCCCGCCUCUCUCGUCCUCGGCUCUUCCUCUCGCUUCCUCUCUUCCUCUCCCUGCCUCUCUUCCUCUCCCCUCUUCUCCGUCCUCCGAGGUUCUGGAGGUUUGCAUUCAGCAACUGAACGAGGAGUUCCCCACUCUCGAGUCGCUCGCUUCCCUCGACGCCAAGAUCGCUUCUCUCCAGUCCUACCUUCGGGCGCUCGACCAAGACAUCCUGACUGCGGUCCGCGAGCAGGCCCGCAGAUCGUCUUCCUCUUCUUCGGAGUUGUCUUUGGAGGCGUUUCGCGCGAGCGUGAAGACGUUGAUGUCGACGUUUCAGUUGAUGCAGUCGCGCGCCGAGGCGAGCGGUCGAAAGGUCGAGAAGAUCUGCGCAGACCUCCAGCGGCUGGCCCAGGCCAAGAAGAAUCUGACGCUGUCGAUCUCGACUCUGAAGAAGCUGGUCAUGGUUGUGGCGGCGCUCGGCAAGUUGCGCGUCGCAGGGAAGACGCGCAAGUACGCGGAAGCGUCUCAGCUUCUCCUGGCGAUCAACAACCUCGUGGGGGCUUUCGAGCCCUACAGAGACCGCGUGCCUCGGGUGAACAUGCUCUUGAGCGAGAAAGAUCUUCUCUGCCGCUCCCUCCAGCAGCAGCUGAUCGAGGACUACCAGGCGGUCUUCGACGAAGACGCUUCGGCGCUCUCCUUUGCGCGUCUUCGGGGCGACGCAACGAACCCGUUCGCGCCUAGCGGCGAGACAGCUGCGCUCGACGGCGGCCCCGGACCGGCCUUCACUUUGCCGUUCCUCCACGACGAAGCAGAGAGUGCCUUCCUGGAUCCUGCGCAGCGGGAAGCCUUGAAGGACGCGCCGCUCGCGGUCGAAGCGCUCGGACCCACAGUCGUCCGAGACGUUGUCCAGCUCGUUUGCCACUCGCUCCUCUUCAACUACAACAAACUGUUUCGGCCUGCAGCCACGGCGAUUCGCGGCGAGAACCCGUUCCUAGACCGGCCUUCAGGGGACAGAGACGCCUCGGGGCUCGAGGUGAUUGACCGCAGGUUCGCCUGGCUGAAGCGGACGAUGCGCGAAUUCGAAGGGAAGCACGAGGCGCUCUUCCCCCCCAGGUGGCGCGUGAAGAUGCAUCUCGCCGCACUCUUCUGCCGCGUAACCAAGCAACACUUGGUGGUGAGACCAGACGAAAGCCCGGACGACCAAGUCGCAGAAGGCGAGGGCGAAACGGCACCCAUGACCGGCUGCGCGCAACACACAGUUGACCCGAUUCUCCUCGUGCGUCUGCUCCACAAGACGGUUGAGUUUGAGCUGUCUUUGGACGCGAAGUUCCGCAACGAAGAGCGUGCGCUGGAGAUGAUGAAAGAUCUCGACGACCGACAGACGUCUCUACCCUCCUCCGCAGCUUCCCUUCAGUACUACGAUCACAUCUUUCCUCAAAAGCAGUCCAGCUCUUCGUACAAUCCGUUUGAGGCCGAGCUGCGCGCGGCCGGCGAGGGAGGCCGGGACGGGGAGAUGCGAGAGGAGGAGGCGGCGCGCGUCGAGGCCUUUCAGCUGAAGAGUUUCCGCGGAUGCCUUUCGAGUGUAUUUGAUCCGUUUCUCUUCCGUUGGGCCGAGUUCGAGGAGCAACAACUCGUCGACGUUUUCUCCGCCGCCCUCGUCGCGGACAAGGUCGUGUCACAUGCCUCCUUCUCGCCUACUGCCCUCAGUGCUCUCCUCGCAACCGACGAGGCGGGGGAGGCAGACACAGAAGCGCGAGCUCGAGAGCAAAGCAGCGAAGAAGAGGAAGACGACUUUGGAGAAGACGAAAGCCACGUAUGCGUCUUCGGCUCAGCGAGCGAAAUCCUCAGCGCGUGCAAGAAACUCUUCGACAAGGCAAAGGCCGUCAGCAGAGGCCAGGCAAUCAAGGAAGUCGCCGGCGUCUUCAAACACCUUUUCAAAAAAUAUGCAUCCGUUCUCCAAAGCAGGCUGCCGCCGGCGAAGCAGUUUGCGUCGCCUCCUGGGUUGAGCGACGUCUCGGUUCUUUUUUCUGGAUCCGCGGAGGCGUCCUCGGCGCUUUCGGCGUCUGGCCUCUCGUCCUGCAGCGUAGCAGCUGCGUCGCCGUUUCUCCUCGUCUGCGCAGCUGUGGGGACGAGCGUGUACGUGGAAACUUCCCUGGGGCAGAUCUGCGAAAAUCUCUCAAAGGCGCUCGUGGACGCUGCCGGGCAAGAAGAGCCGGCUGCUCCAGGCGGCGCCGACGCCGCGUUUCGGCGAGGGUCCGGCGACUCUGGCGAGGCGGAGGCCGUGGGCGAUUUCCAGUUCGACGAAGAGAAGGAUCUUCUCUGGAACAUUCAGGCGGCCUGCGUGGGCCUUCUGGUCUCGUCCUUCUCGGGGGUCAUCGCGUCUUCACUCGCGCACAUCCAGUCUGAGAAAUUAAAAUCCUUGUCUCUCAAUGAGCGAAGAGAGCAGAGGCCUCACCCGAACGUCGUGGCGCUCCGACGCAGUCUCAGGGACAGCAUGACCGUUGCCAGUCUCUUCCUCACUGCUUCGCUGUGUCGAUUCGUCUGGGAUAAACUGGCCCAGGCAGUGAUCACCAAAUUCCACGCGGCACUCGACCAAAUAAAGGCGCUCACCCCCGUCGCUGCGCAGGCGCUUUUGCGAGAUGCAGAGAGCCUCCACGCUGCUCUCCUCGAACUUCCUGGACGCACUUUCGGCUGCGGGGAAGGAUCGCAACUUGGAAACAAAAAGAGAAAACAGACCCUCACCAUGCCAGCCGGAUACGAAAAAUAUGUUUCGCGAGAGAUGGAGCGCGCAGAAGCAGCUCUGCGCGUCGCUGCGUACCCGCCAGAGGACGGCGUCGCGCCGGCUCCCUUCUCAGGUUCCUUCUUCGCUCGUUGGGAGAUCGAGUGCAUCGACGGCAAAAGUCGAGAAGACGCUGGUCCUGCCGAUGAAAGAAGCAAAACUUUUCUCCUCUGCUUCGCCCAUUCAGCCGUCGCUUUCUUCGUAGAGGCGAUGUGA